AUGGAUGAAGAGAUGGAAGCUCUGCAUAAGAACAAAAUAUGGGAUCUUGUGCCAUUGCCUAAGGGGAGAAAAGCUAUUGGGAAUACGUGGAUCUUCAAGUUGAAGAGAGAUUUAAAGGAUAAUUUGGAGAGAUAUAAACCUCAGUUGGUGGCCAAGGGGUAUGCACAGAAAUCUGGUAUUGAUUUUGAUGAAAUUUUUUUACCUAUUGGGCAGAUUGUGAGGGCCUUCUCUGAGGCCAAUCUUGACUAUGCUCUGGGUAUCAGAGAUGAUAGGGAAACUCUUGUUUACGAUAAUCCAAGUGACCCAACUAAACAAUGCAUGAAAGAUGAGUCAUGGAGCAAUCGUGUGAAGGACACAAUGGGUCAUCCAAUCUUUGGGCUUGUGAACAAGGCCACUGGGAAGGCCCUUCAUCAUGUCCCUUCUGAAUGUCAGGAGGUGUCUUUGACCAAGGACAAGGCUGGCUUGUAUGAUGAGAGUGUGAUGUGGAGUGAGAGUGAGGACAUAAGAUAUGGGUACAAGACCAUAAGGAUGGAAUAUGACAUUGGCCUCAAGUUGGAUGCAUUCCAGGGUGAUAUGAAGCAUGGAGGCAUUGAAGAGGGCACUAAAGUUGUGUUGUGGAAGUGGAACAAGCAGGACAACCAACUCUGGAAGAUCUCUCCCUGCUGCUAUAAGGAUCAUCAUGAUAUAUACAAUAUAGAGAUAUAUUUUCUAUAA
Cryptomeria japonica (Japanese cedar) is the source of this 714-nucleotide messenger RNA. Its product is annotated as ricin B-like lectin R40G3. Bases 1 to 714 code for a protein of 237 amino acids. The transcript has 4 exons. Lineage: Eukaryota; Viridiplantae; Streptophyta; Pinopsida; Cupressales; Cupressaceae. The record is from RefSeq and is a predicted model, not a curated record.